CGUGGGCGGGUCCCGGCACCUGGGGCUGGGGACAAGGUCCUGCGCGCCCGGCCCGCGCGCGGCCAUGGGACCCAGGGCUCCGAGGGGACGCAGCGCGCCAGCUGUCAGGGACUCUUUGUCGGUUCUACUCCUUCUAUGUUUGCUCUCGAGGACUUCCGAGUUAAAAGUUGCAAAUGCCUUUAAACCCAAUAUUCUCCUGAUAAUGGCAGACGAUCUUGGCAUUGGGGAUCUUGGUUGCUAUGGGAACGAUACGCUCAGGACACCCAAUAUCGACCGGCUUGCAGAAGAAGGUGUGAGGCUCACCCAGCACCUGGCGGCCGCCCCCCUCUGUACCCCCAGCAGAUCUUCCUUCCUCACGGGGAGGCACUCCCUCAGAUCAGGCAUGGAAGCCGAUGAUGGGUACCGUGCCCUCCAGUGGAACGGGGGAUCGGGCGGACUCCCCGCGAAUGAAACCACAUUUGCGAGAAUCCUGCAGCAGCAAGGUUAUGCAACUGGACUCAUAGGAAAAUGGCACCAGGGUGUGAACUGUGAAUCCCGCACCGACCACUGCCACCACCCACUGAACCACGGAUUUGACUAUUUUUAUGGCAUGCCUUUCACGCUUGUGGAUGACUGUCAGCCAGGCAGGCCCCCGGGACUGGACGCCACGACUAGAGCCAGGCUGUGGCAUUACACCCAGAUGGCAGCACUGGGGGUACUGACUGUUGCUGUUGGUAAGACUUGGGGGUUAAUCUCUGUGUCCUGGAAGGUAGUCCUGGGUACAGCCAGCCUCGUCUUCCUCUUCUUCAUCUCCUGGUACGCCAGCUUUGGGUUUGUGCGUCGUUGGAACUGUAUCCUGAUGAGAAACCAUGACGUCACAGAGCAGCCCAUGGUUUUGGAAAAAACGACGAGUCUCAUGCUACACGAAGCAAUUUCCUAUAUUGAAAGAAAUAAGCACAGGCCAUUCCUUCUCUUCGUGUCCUUGUUGCAUGUACACAUUCCCCUGGUAACCACAAAACAGUUUCUCGGGAAAAGCCAGCACGGCUUAUAUGGCGACAACGUGGAGGAGAUGGAUUGGCUUGUAGGUGAAAUCCUUAAAGCCGUUGACGUAAAUGGUUUGAAAAACAUGACAUUCACGUAUUUUACCUCUGAUCACGGAGGACAUUUGGAGGCAAGGGACGAACGUGGCCAGCUGGGGGGAUGGAAUGGAAUAUUCAGAGGUGGCAAAGGGAUGGGGGGCUGGGAAGGCGGCAUCCGUGUCCCAGGGAUCUUCCGCUGGCCUGGGGUGCUGCCGGCUGGCCAAAUGAUCCACGAGCCCACCAGCCUGAUGGAUGUUUUCCCCACCGUGGUCCAGCUGGGGGGCGGCAAUGUGCCCCAGGACAGGGUGAUCGAUGGCCGUAGCCUGGUGCCCUUGCUUCAAGGGGCUGCUGAGCACUCUGCACAUGAGUUCCUGUUUCAUUACUGUGGAAAGUAUCUGCAUGCAGCACGCUGGCAUGAGCAGAACAGGGGAAGACUCUGGAAGGUCCACUACAUGACACCACAGUUCCACCCCAAGGGGGCGGGGGCCUGCUACGGCCAAGGCCUGUGCCCCUGCUCCGGGGACAGCGUGACCCAACACAGCCCUCCUCUGCUCUUCGACCUCUCCAGGGACCCUUCCGAGGCAGAGCCCCUGUCCCCUGGCUCCGAACCCCGGUACCACGCGGUGGUAACACUGGUGGGCAAGGCAGUGGAUCAGCACAGGAAGACCCUGAGUCCUGUGCCCCCGCAGUUUUCCCUGAGCAACAUCAUCUGGAAGCCGUGGCUGCAGCCAUGCUGUGGAACCUUCCCCUUGUGCGCGUGUGGGCAGGACGAGGUCCCCAGUGAGACAUGACCUCACACUUGGCAGGAUGCCUGUCAUCAGACAGACGGGGCAAAACAUGUUGGCGAGGAUGCAGAGAAAGGGGAACCGUCUUGCACUGUUGCUGGGAAUGCAAACUGG
This is a messenger RNA of Neomonachus schauinslandi (Hawaiian monk seal), 1957 nucleotides long. It is a transcript of the gene ARSD, whose product is annotated as arylsulfatase D. Lineage: Eukaryota; Metazoa; Chordata; Mammalia; Carnivora; Phocidae. Gene Ontology annotation, molecular function: arylsulfatase activity. The coding region runs from base 65 to 1849 and encodes 594 amino acids. The transcript is spliced from 10 exons. The record is from RefSeq and is a predicted model, not a curated record.